Messenger RNA from Cynoglossus semilaevis (tongue sole), 2710 nucleotides. Its product is annotated as solute carrier organic anion transporter family member 3A1-like. Gene Ontology annotation, biological process: sodium-independent organic anion transport; prostaglandin transport; transmembrane transport. Gene Ontology annotation, molecular function: protein binding. The transcript has 8 exons. The record is from RefSeq and is a predicted model, not a curated record. NCBI's taxonomy places the organism in Eukaryota, Metazoa, Chordata, Actinopteri, Pleuronectiformes, Cynoglossidae. Gene Ontology annotation, cellular component: basolateral plasma membrane. The coding region runs from base 546 to 2204 and encodes 552 amino acids.
CUGCGUUUGUUGAUAAUGAAGGAGUGCAAACCACGACAGACACCUCGGUGGCUCCACUGAUGAGAUGUGACAUUGAUUGGGGUGAAGGUCUGGGGAGGAGAGAGAGAGAGAGGGGGGGGGGGGGAGAGGGAAAGAAAGAGAGAGAGAAGGGAGAGAGACUGUGGAUGUGGAUGGGAGGAGCAUCAUAGUCUGGAUGCGGAGCUGCUGGUCGCAGCCGGAAAGAAACAACAUCAGGAGCAGCGGAGGAGACAGGCAUGUAGAGAGAGCGUCCUGUAGAGAUUAUAGACCGCUGUGGAUCUGAACACACGGAGCAGUUGCGUGUAGAUAUGAUGUAGUGUCACAGAGCGGACAGAGGCGGUGAAGAGCUCGCAAAACUGUGCGCAACCCCGAGUGGACAGACCGAACCGCUAUCUCACUGUAAGGCCACUGCCUGGUGACUGGCACUUUCUCUGCGGUGCAUCUCGUCAUCACAACCCGAUGCCCUCCGCCGGACCGGACCAGGUCACUUUGAUGCCGCCUAAGCCGACCAGAGCCUGAGCCGCAGGAUGCAGGUUAAAAACCAGAUCUGCACCGAGCGGAGCAGCACCGACGACCCGGAGCAGGAGGACAACCAGAAGAAGACCUCUUGCUUUUCUAACAUCAAGAUUUUCCUGGUGUCGGAAUGCGCGCUGAUGCUGGCACAGGGCACCGUGGGCGCCUAUCUGGUCAGUGUUCUAACCACUCUGGAAAGACGCUUCAACCUGCAGAGUGCUGAUGUGGGCGUCAUUGCCAGCAGCUUUGAAAUUGGCAACCUGGCUCUCAUCUUGUUUGUCAGCUACUUUGGUGCCAAGGCCCACAGACCCCGACUGAUCGGCUGUGGUGGCAUUGUCAUGGCACUAGGGGCGUUGCUAUCAGCCCUGCCAGAGUUUCUGACCCACCAGUACGAGUACGAGGCCAGCGACUCAUGGCACGCCGAGGACGGCAGGGACAUCUGCUCCAACAACUCCCGAUCAGAAAACCAAGACUCUGGUUUUAAAUGUAGCGACAGAGCAAACACUAACAUGAUGUACCUUUUGUUGAUCGGAGCCCAGGUCCUGUUGGGCAUCGGCGCCACACCUGUGCAGCCUCUGGGAGUGUCUUACAUCGAUGACCAUGUCCACAGGAAGGACUCCUCACUUUACAUAGGUAUUUUAUUUUCAACUCUCGUGUUCGGACCGGCCUGUGGCUUCAUCUUAGGUUCUGUCUGUACCAAAGUCUAUGUUGAUGCAGUCUUCAUCGACACCAGUAAACUGGACAUCACCCCAGAUGACCCUCGCUGGAUCGGGGCGUGGUGGGCCGGCUUCCUGCUCUGUGGUGCCUUACUCUUCCUGUCUGCCCUCUUCAUGUUCGGCUUCCCCCAGGCGCUGGAUGAGCAGGACAUGAACAGUGGAGGGGAGAGUGAGCAGGCGAUGCUGCCUCCUUCCAUAUCCAUGGACUUCCAAGGCUCCAAACCCAAUGGGACCUUUUUUGAUUUUAACAGCGGACUUUCAGUCUGUGACCAUCUGAGAGUAAUCCCACGGGUUACCAGACAUCUACUGUCUAAUCCAGUGUUCACGUGCAUCACACUGGCGGCCUGCAUGGAGAUAGCGGUGGUAGCCGGCUUUGCUGCCUUCCUGGGGAAGUACCUGGAGCAACAGUUUAACCUUACCACCUCAUCAGCCAACCAGCUGCUGGGUAUGACGGCGAUCCCCUGUGCCUGUCUGGGAAUCUUCCUGGGGGGGCUGCUGGUUAAGAAGCUGAACCUCUCAGCUCUGGGUGCUGUGCGUAUGGCCAUGCUGGUCAACCUGGUGUCCACUGCCUGCUACGUAUCAUUUCUCUUCUUGGGCUGUGACACAGGACCUGUGGCUGGAGUGACCGUGGCUUACGGCAAUGAGACACUACAGACCUCCCAGAGACCCGAGCCGCCCUGUAUCAGUACAUGUAACUGCUACACAGCGUCUGUGAGUCCUGUCUGUGGGUCCAACGGUGUCACCUACCUCUCAGCCUGCUUCGCUGGCUGCACCAAACCAAACCUGACCAGCUGUUUGUGUAUAUCCGCUAACACUGAGGAUGCAGUGGCAUUACCAGGAAAGUGCCCCAGUCCAGGCUGUCAGCAGGCCUUUCUCACCUUCCUGUGUGUGAUCUGUGUGUGCAGCAUGAUUGGAGCUAUGGCCCAGACUCCAUCUGUCAUCAUUCUGAUUAGGUAAUGUAUAAUUUCUGCUAUUGCUUGUAGACUCCACAAGAGGGAGAUGUUGACACGUGAAAUGAUGUACAGAGAUUUACCUUAGAGACCAGAAGACUUUUUCAUUUAAGCAUUUGUUAGUGAGCUGUUAAGCAUCAGACUGGCUUAACCAUCAUCAAAUUUAAUAUAAAAGCUAGUUUUGCAGUGUAGGCAGAAAUUAAGUAAAUAGGGUCUGCGAUUAGACUUUUUAAUCAAAAAUUUUCACUGUCUAACCACAUGACACAAAAUUUGUGAAAAAAUUUUCCCAAAAUGUUCUAAUUUGAUGAGAUCCAUGCAGAAAAGACAAAAUUUAGAAUUUAUUUUCAAUGGUUUUCAUCAAACUUUUUCCCUGUCUGACCACAACAUGCGAAAUUGAAUUUUUUUUAAAAAAAAAUCCAGGAAAAAAAAUGUUCCUAAAGAUUUCUCAAAAUACUCUAAUUUGAUAAGAAACAUGCAGAUUUUUUUUUAAAUGUUCAUCAAAAUCUUUCACUG